Messenger RNA from Alligator sinensis (Chinese alligator), 2053 nucleotides. Its product is annotated as solute carrier family 22 member 6-B-like. Bases 163 to 1377 code for a protein of 404 amino acids. Gene Ontology annotation, biological process: transmembrane transport. Gene Ontology annotation, molecular function: transmembrane transporter activity. Gene Ontology annotation, cellular component: membrane. Lineage: Eukaryota; Metazoa; Chordata; Crocodylia; Alligatoridae. The record is from RefSeq and is a predicted model, not a curated record. The transcript is spliced from 10 exons.
GUGCCCCCCACUACCCCCCUCAAUGCCUCAGCCCACCCUCCCGGGGCACCUGCCUGGGAAAGGGGGCACCACCAGCCUCGGGCCUUUGAUGUUACCAUCAUCACUGAGUGGGACCUGGUGUGUGAUCGGGGGCCGCUGCCAGCACUGGCCCAGACCCUCUUCAUGGCGGGCGUCCUGCUGGGAGCCUUCAUUUUCGGGACCUUGUCGGACAGGGUGGGACGCCGGUGGGUGCUGCUGUCCUCCCUGCUGAUAGUGGGGGCUGGAGGCACGGGGGCAGCACUGGCCCCUGACUUCACCACCUACUGCGUGUGCCGAACCCUGAGCGGUAUCGGCUUGGCCGGAUUCCUGAUCAACUACAUCGGUCUCAGCCUGGAGUGGGUGCCGCGGGGGGCGCGCGCAGGCGUGGUGACCUGGCUCAGCUACUGCAGCACGGCCGGGCAGCUGGUCCUGGCUGGCCUCGCCUACAGCAUGCGGGACUGGCGCCACUUGCAGCUGGCCAUCUCUGCCCCAUUCCUGGCCUUCGUGCUCAGUGCCUGGUGGGUCCCUGAGUCUGCACGGUGGCUGCUGGUCCAGGGCCGGACCAAGGAGGCACUGAGGAACCUGCAGCGGGUUGCCCGCAUCAAUGGCAGAACCGCGGCAGGGGAGGGGCUGAGCCUGGAGGUGCUGGUGCAGGAGGGAAGCUACAGCUCCACGGGACGAAGCACUGGGUCCUGGCUGGGGCUAUUCCUGUCCCCGGCUCUGCGCCGCAUCUCCUGCUGCCUCAUGUGUGUCAGCUUCUCCACCAACCUGGCCUACUUUGGGUUGUCCAUGGACUUGGGGUCCUUUGGCCUUAACGUCUUCCUGGUGCAGCUCUGCUUCGGGGCCGUGGACUUGGGGGCCAAGGCGGCCUGUGCCCUGGCCCUGAGCCGCUGCGGCCGCCGGCCUGUCCAGGCCCUUUCCCUCAGCGUGGCUGGUGCCUGCUUGCUGGCCAGCACCCCCCUGCCUGCCGAGAUGCUGAUGGUCCGGCUAGCCCUCGUGGUGCUGGGAAAAGGCUUCCUGGCGGCAGCGUCUGUCUGCUCCUACCUCUAUGGGGGAGAGCUCUUCCCCACCGUUGUCAGGCAGACGGGCACAGGGCUCAUGACUGUGGUGGCCCGCCUCGGGGGUAUGGUGGCUCCGCUGGUGCUGGUGGGUGGCCAGUACCACUCGGUCCUGCCACCUCUUGUCUUUGGGGUGACACCCGUCCUGGCCGGCGCAGCUGCCUGCUUCCUGCCUGAGAUGCGGGAUGUCCCGCUGAUGGACACCAUCGAGCAGGUGGAGGAGAGGGCCAGGCGUAAGGGACCCGAGCCCGUGGUGGAGGUCGUCUCCGUCUCCCACAUCAUCCGCUCCACCCGGAUCUGAGCCCUGCACAAGGGGGGCAGCUCCGGCCCCCGCUCUGCUGGGACACACGGGACCCCCUACAGGCCGGUGCCACCCCUCGGGGUAGAGGUCAAUGGCCUGCGGGGUGGGACGUGGAGCUGGCGCCCGCCCCCAUGGAGACGGGUACAACCCUAAGGGGGUUGUGGACUGGUGUCAACCCCCCCAUGGCGCAAGGUGGGCCUUGAAUGCGCCCCCACCGUGGAGAAGAAGCGGUGCGACCCCCCCCCACCCAAAGGUGAGGCUGCGGAGGGGCACCUCCCAGCCCUGGGGUGCAUCUGGCACGACUCAACCUGGCUCUCGGGCAGAGCCUGGGCAUUAACACCCUCCCUUCGCGGAGGAAGAUGGAACGAUUCUUCCCCCCGCCGCAACGGGGGCUGGAGUUACACUGUACAAACCUCUGCACCCUAAAGUGUGGGGGGCUCUGGACUUGAACCGGCCGCUGGAGGGGUGCGGAGCGGCACAACUCUCGCCCCCGUGCAGCCAGAGGCUGGCGGCUGUCACCCUCAGGGAAAACCCGGCAUAUCCCCCCUUCCUCCACACUGCAGCCGUGAUGUGGCUGGCUCAGGGUGGAGCGCCGGGGGUACUUCCAUGCACCCUCGCUCCCUCCAGUCCUGCUGCUGCCUUUUGUAAAUAAAGUUGUAUUUAAAACAAAAAAACC